Molecule: messenger RNA, 1236 nt
Organism: Notothenia coriiceps (black rockcod)
Lineage: Eukaryota; Metazoa; Chordata; Actinopteri; Perciformes; Nototheniidae
Product: vigilin-like
Exons: 9
Coding region: 1-1236 (411 amino acids)
Molecular function (GO): mRNA binding
Source: RefSeq, a predicted model, not a curated record
AUGAGAGCUGUAAGCCGUAUGGACUACACCGAGAUCAGCGUGGAUACCAAAUUCCACAGACACCUGAUUGGAAAAGGAGGUGUCAACAUCAACCGCAUCAAAGAACUGCACAAGGUGACUGUCCGCAUCCCCCCUGACAACGAGAAAAGCAACCUGAUCCGUAUUGAGGGGGAUCCCCAGGGUGUCCAGGAAGCCAAGAAGGAGCUGCUUGAGCUGGCGUCUCGCAUGGAAAACGAGCGUACAAAGGACCUGAUCAUUGAACAGCGUUUUCAUCGAGCCAUCAUUGGCCAAAAAGGGGAAAAUAUUAAAGAAGUGCGCGACAAAUUCCCUGAGGUCAUCAUCAAUUUCCCCGACCCAGCACAGAAAAGUGACAUCGUUCAACUGAGGGGCCCCCGAAAUGAGGUGGAAAAAUGUGCAAAGUUCAUGCAGAAGAUAGUGGCUGAGAUGGUGGAGAACGGCUUUUCUCUCUCAGUCCCCAUCUUCAAGCAGUUCCACAGAAACAUAAUUGGAAAAGGAGGAUCAAAUAUCAAGAAGAUUAGAGAGGAAACUAACACAAAGAUUGACCUGCCAGCUGAGAACAGCAACUCAGAGAUGAUCGUCAUCACGGGCAAGAAGGCAAACUGUGAGGUUGCACGGACUCGCAUCUUGGCCAUUCAGAAAGAACUGGCUAACAUCACUGAGCUCGAGGUGUCCAUUCCCUCCAAGCUGCACAACUCCUUGAUUGGGUCGAAGGGCCGCUUUGUGCGCUCCAUCAUGGAGGAGUGUGGCGGUGUGCACAUCCACUUUCCCACCGAGGGCUCAGGGAUUGAUAAGGUCACCAUCAGAGGACCUGUAGAAGAGGUGGAGAAAGCCAAGCAGCAACUGCUGGCCUUGGCAGAGGAGAAGGCCCGCUGUACCAGCCCAACGACAAGGAGUGCCACAACCGACCACCACGAGGAGAGGCGGGUGCCAGCGCUCGCGGCCGAUCCGGCAGCGGCGAAAAUACCACCAAGUUCCUGCAUAGGGAACAGUGGUGGAAACACCAUCCGCUCCAAGGUUCGUGAGCAGCACCGGUGGGGCCCGCCAGGAAUCCAUUCCGCCCCACCAUGGGGACAAAAAGAGACCCGAGGAGCGGUCUCACUCCAGGGGCGUGGUCGGCAACCCCUUGAAGAAAGCCCCGUUGGCGGGAUGACACAAGAGGGGGCGGAGGGGCGUCAUCAAGAAGUCGGUAAAAAGGCCUCAGAAAUCGAAUUCUGA